Messenger RNA from Lathyrus oleraceus (garden pea), 1081 nucleotides. RefSeq lists its product as uncharacterized. Lineage: Eukaryota; Viridiplantae; Streptophyta; Magnoliopsida; Fabales; Fabaceae. Gene Ontology annotation, molecular function: nucleic acid binding; zinc ion binding. The transcript has 2 exons. Bases 66 to 854 code for a protein of 262 amino acids. The record is from RefSeq and is a predicted model, not a curated record.
AGAUUGAGAGAAUCUUCAGAGUAACUGAGUGUGCUGAUAACCAGAAGGUCAGGUUCGGUACACAUAUGCUGUCAGAGGAAGCUGAUGAUUGGUGGGUUGCUACCCGCACUGAGUUAGAAACUGCUGGUAAUGCUGAGAUCUCUUGGGCUGUGUUCAGAGAGAGAUUCCUGAGGAAGUAUUUUCCAAAGGAUGUUAGAGGGAAGAAAGAGAUAGAAUUUUUGGAAUUGAAGCAGGGUAACAAGUCUGUUACGGAGUAUGCUGCUAAGUUUACAGAACUGUCGAAGUAUUAUACUCCCUAUAGUGAGGCUGCGGGAGAAUUUUCAAAGUGUGUGAAGUUUGAGAACGGGCUGCGUCCCGAGAUCAAGCAGGCUAUUGGAUAUCAGCGGAUCAGAGUGUUUUCCGACUUGGUUGACUGUUGCAGGAUUUUUGAACAGGAUUCCAAGGCUAGAGCAGAGAGCUAUCAGCAAAGGGUUGAUAGGAAAGGUAAGAACCAGAACGAUCGUGGAAAACCGUAUGCAGCUGGCAAAGGUUUUCAGAGUCAGAGUGGGAUGAAGAGGCCUAGUGGGGGAGACUCUAGUGCUCCUGUUAAGUGUUACAGAUGUGGUCGGGCUGGACAUCGUGUUCACGAGUGUACCAGUGCUGCUAUGAAGUGUUUCAAGUGUGGUAAAGGUGGUCACUUGGCUGCAGAGUGCCGGUUGAAGACUGUCACUUGUUUCAACUGUGGAGAGUUGGGUCAUAUCAGUCCACAGUGUCCUAAGCCGAAGAAAGAGAAUCAGUCAGGAGGCAAGGUCUUUGCUUUAUCGGGUUCUGAGACUUCUGCAGAUGAUCGGUUGAUCCGAGGUAACAAGCAGUGAGUUGAGUAGAAGCUAUUUUUGAAGUCUAAUGUCGUCUUUAGCGGGUCAUGCUCUGAUAGAUGUAACAUCGGGAGGGGAUGUUUUAAUUAAUUUGAUAUUGGUUGUUGAAUGAUUUACAUGUAUCGUGUUACAUGCUUUACAUUGAUGUUGGAUUUUAUUCCGCUGCGAAUUAUGCAAAAGAACCUUAUUUUGAUUUAAUAAAUGAGCAUGACAGGACAUUUUGAUAA